GUGCCAAAAAUUUGUAUGUCAUCGCAGUUCAAGGUAUUAAAGGCAGGCUAAAUCGUUUGCCAGCUGCAGGAUCAGGCGAUAUGAUAGUUGCUACUGUCAAAAAGGGAAAACCUGAACUUAGGAAAAAGGUUAUGCCUGCAGUCAUAAUACGGCAACGAAAACCGUUUAGAAGGAAGGACGGUGUUUUUAUAUAUUUUGAAGACAAUGCAGGAGUCAUUGUCAAUAAUAAGGGAGAAAUGAAAGGGUCAGCUAUUACAGGACCCGUUGCAAAAGAAUGUGCAGAUUUGUGGCCGAGAAUAGCAUCCAAUGCCAGCAGUAUCGCGUAAACAUUCUGUAGAAACUAUUGCCCUUUAAUAAAAUAAAUUUGAGUAUUUUCUUGUCA
This is a messenger RNA of Bombus impatiens (common eastern bumble bee), 382 nucleotides long. It is a transcript of the gene RpL23, whose product is annotated as 60S ribosomal protein L23. NCBI's taxonomy places the organism in Eukaryota, Metazoa, Arthropoda, Insecta, Hymenoptera, Apidae. Gene Ontology annotation, cellular component: ribosome; cytosolic large ribosomal subunit. Gene Ontology annotation, biological process: translation. The record is from RefSeq and is a predicted model, not a curated record. Gene Ontology annotation, molecular function: large ribosomal subunit rRNA binding; structural constituent of ribosome.